Penicillium verrucosum is the source of this 324-nucleotide messenger RNA. RefSeq names its product GFA family protein. NCBI's taxonomy places the organism in Eukaryota, Fungi, Ascomycota, Eurotiomycetes, Eurotiales, Aspergillaceae. The record is from RefSeq and is a predicted model, not a curated record. The coding region runs from base 1 to 324 and encodes 107 amino acids. The transcript has 3 exons. Gene Ontology annotation, molecular function: carbon-sulfur lyase activity.
AUGGACCAGAAAGCUUUUGGAACUAAUUAUGGCUUGACAGCCAAAGUCCCAAAGGAUACACUUAAUCUCACCAAAGGGAUACCAAAAGAACAUGUCGCAGAUAACGGAUCUGGAGCUGUGAUUCAUCGAGAAUUUUGUCAAAACUGCGGUAGCUUCAUCCUGGAAUAUGGGGAUGCUGCCAAAGACCAUUUUCGCUACGUCUGUGUCGGAUCCUUGGACGACCCGGAAGCAUUACCUCCCAAGGGGGAGUUCUUCUGCAAGGCUCGGGCGAGUUGGAUGCCGGAGAUUCCGAAUGUAUUCCACAAGCAGACGGUAAAUGAGUAA